This is a messenger RNA of Monoraphidium neglectum, 495 nucleotides long. Its product is annotated as glucosamine-phosphateN-acetyltransferase. Lineage: Eukaryota; Viridiplantae; Chlorophyta; Chlorophyceae; Sphaeropleales; Selenastraceae. The transcript is spliced from 7 exons. The coding region runs from base 1 to 495 and encodes 164 amino acids. Gene Ontology annotation, biological process: UDP-N-acetylglucosamine biosynthetic process. Gene Ontology annotation, molecular function: monosaccharide binding; glucosamine 6-phosphate N-acetyltransferase activity. Gene Ontology annotation, cellular component: endoplasmic reticulum; endoplasmic reticulum-Golgi intermediate compartment; Golgi apparatus. The record is from RefSeq and is a predicted model, not a curated record.
AUGGACCUUAUCGUCCGCAGGCUGGAGAGCGGUGAUUACGACAAAGGCUUCCUGGGUCUCCUGGCCCAGCUGACCACAGUCGGGGACAUCGACAAGACUGCAUUUGAACAGCGGCUCAAGGAGGUGUCAAGCGAUGACUACCACAUUGCCGUGGUGGAGGACAAGGCCAGCGGCAAGCUGGUGGGCACGGCGGCGCUGAUUGUGGAGCGCAAGUUCAUCCAUGCCUGCGGCAAGGCGAGCGGCGUGGCUGCACUCCGCAUGCGGCCGGCGGCAGCAGAGCCCAUGCGGGUCGGCCACAUCGAGGACGUCGUAGUGGACCAGGCGGCACGCGGCCAGCGGCUCGGCCAGAGGCUGAUUGAAGAGCUGGUGCGUGUGUGCAAGGAGAAGGGGUGCUACAAGGUGAUACUGGACUGCGCGGACCACAACGUGGCCUUCUACGAAAAGUGCGGGCUGACACGCAAGGAGAUCCAGAUGGUGCGCUACCUCGAUCGAUGA